This is a messenger RNA of Corticium candelabrum, 693 nucleotides long. Its product is annotated as ankyrin repeat domain-containing protein 39-like. The transcript has 6 exons. Bases 1 to 654 code for a protein of 217 amino acids. Lineage: Eukaryota; Metazoa; Porifera; Homoscleromorpha; Homosclerophorida; Plakinidae. The record is from RefSeq and is a predicted model, not a curated record. Gene Ontology annotation, molecular function: protein binding.
AUGGAUAGAGGGCCUUCGAGUAGAGCUCUUUUUGAUGCCGUGUGUGCAAACGAUGUAAAUAAAGCAUCGGCGGCUCUCAAGAAAGGAGCAGAUGUAAACGUUGUGUCAAAGAGAUUGGGUUGGACGUUGGUAAAUGAGGAAAUGUAUGAGAAAGUGACGAUCAUUUACGAUGUUGAGGUGGCGUUGGGAAGUUAUGGUGGUGUGUUUGGUAUUGCAUCAGCGUUGCAAGUAGCAUGUGCUAAUUCAUGGAUUGAGAUGGUAGACUUGCUGCUACAACAUCAAGCAAACAUAAACUAUCAAGAGGAUGCGGUUGGACAGACAGCUCUACAUUAUGCUUGUGAGAAUGGUCAUUUGUCUGUUGUGGAGAUAUUAUUGGCAGCAGGUUGUAACAAAGAAGCAAGGAAUAAAGAUGGAUGGACAGCUCUGCAUUCUGCUUGUGAUUGGGGUCAUUUGUCUGUUGUGGAGAAAUUAUUGUCAGCAGGUUGUAAGAAAGAAGCAAGGGAUAAUGAUGGAUGGACAGCUCUACAUUAUGCUUGUGAUGGUGGUCAUUUGUCUAUUGUUGAGAAAUUAUUGUCAGCAGGAUGUAAGAAAGAUGUCAAGGACAAUGUGAGUGUAUUUGUAUGCAAUAGUAUUUGUGUGUAUUUUGCGAAUUGAGAAAUGAUGUGAAUGAGUGUCACAACUCUUUACCUAAAA